AUGUGUGUAGUGAUACGAAAUUUGCAGGCUGUUGGGGCUGCCCUGACCGCUUUGCCGUUUCUUAUAUCUUUGGUGAGAUGCACUUCAGAGGUUGACCUGGAACGCCGGUGGGGAAACGAUGUACGUGAACGGUAUCCACCCAGAGGCAGUGCCCAGGAAGCUAAUUAUCAAAUCAGUGGGCAUUUUCAGGAGUAUCAACCUUUAAUCACUUGCCCUAUACCCGCUGCCUUGUCAAUCGAACCCAAGAAUUUGACAUUGCCAUCAUUGGUGUUCCGUUCGAUUCCUUGACAACUUAUCGAUCUGGUGAGUCACUAUUCUUUGGCUACUGGACCGCUGAGCUAAUUCCAAAAGGUGCACGUGAAGGCCCAAAGGCUAUCCGAUACGCUUCAGGCAGGUCAUUUUAGAUAAGACCAUCUCUUUCUAUUCUGGUUGUGCUUCUUUUCGAGAACUAAGGCACCAAAACAUUAUGAUAGAAGAGAUAGGCUGACUUCAAUUCUCGUUUACCAGGGCGCCAUUUGUCCGGAAGAAGCUUCAACCCGCGCCUCAAUUUCAAUCCCUAUGAAUCUUGGGCACGUGUGGUGGAUUGUGGGGAUAUUCCGGUUAUACCCAAUGAUCCAGUACUUGCAUUGCAACAAAUGGAAGAGGGAUUUGUGGAGUUGCUCUCUCAUGAGACUCCAAAGGAUAGCCCGUGGAAAUUGCCCCAUUUGGUUCUCCUUGGAGGCGAUCAUUCCAUAGUUCUCCCAAUGCUGCGAGCGCUAAAAUACAUUCUGGGCGAGCCUGUUGCACUUCUUCACUUUGACGCUCAUAUCGACACCUUAGCACCAGACUCUUAUCCUCGCCAUUUUUGGAAAUCGGAACCUUCAAAAAUCAACCACGGUACGGUUUUCUGGCAUGCAAUCCAGGAAGGGUUGCUGCUCCCAGGCCAUCUUGUUCAUGCCGGAGGUAUGUGUAUGAUUUCUCUUAGUAAAACUCUUCCUGGGUUGGAUCCUAGAGCCAAGACCUUUAGAGCACUCAUCUUUUUAACUCCUUGAAUUUCCUAAGGAUUUUUACUGACUUCAAUAUUCCAAAAGUCCAUGGCCGUAUCUCAGGAUUGCAUGAUUUCACUAGUGAUGAUUCUCAAGGAUUUAAACGAAUCUCGGCCGAGGAGAUUGACGAUCUAGGUGUGGGUGCCAUCAUUGAAAACAUCUACUCAACAAUUGGCCCUAAUGUGCCAGUAUAUGUCAGUAUUGAUAUUGACGUCUUGGAUCCCGCUUUUGCGCCGGGGACUGGCGCUCCGGAGACGGGAGGUUGGUCUUCGAGAGAGCUGAUGAAAGUCAUGACUGUCUUGUCGAAGUUGAACGUGAUUGGGGCGGACAUAGUCGAGGUUGCACCGUCUUAUGACAGCCAAGGUGGAGAUACUGCCUUUGCUGCCGCUAACUUGGCCUACGAAGUUAUUUCAAUGAUGGUGUCGAAUGUAUUGGAGGAUACAUCGGUCAAAGAAGUCGUGGGACGGCAGCCAACUGAAACUUGCAAGCUGGAGCUAUGA
Messenger RNA from Hymenoscyphus albidus, 1525 nucleotides. Lineage: Eukaryota; Fungi; Ascomycota; Leotiomycetes; Helotiales; Helotiaceae. The record is from the annotation of a GenBank genome assembly.